AUGCACUGCCUGUUGGACGUGAAUGCUUUAAAAUUGGAAAAACCCCUUGCUGAAGGAUGUUUUGGAAGUUCCGUAGCGCUGGUGAGCCACCGGGAUGAGCUGUUUGUGAUAAAAAGCAUCCCUUACGAUAGCCCAGAUUACGCAUAUCAAGCGGUGCUCAAAGAGCACACGAUUCUAUCGCAAAUCUAUCAUCCACGCAUUAUACAAUACUUCGGCUACUACCAAACGGUAUCCAGCUGGAACAUCGUGCUAGAGUACGCGGAGCGAGGAAAUUUGGGCACUUUUCUUGAACGGCGAGCCACGGGAGGAGACUUCCUUAAUCAACACCUGAUUCUGGCCAAGUUUGCUGAUAUUGCUGAUGGACUGGUAUAUCUACACCAGCGCAACGUUAUCCACCGUGAUCUGAAGCCGGAAAACGUGCUCAUUUGCGCAGACAAUCGUCUAAAGCUGGCCGAUUUUGGUAUCUCCAAGAUUAUGCACGACGAAGACCUCAAUCGGACUAUAGUUGGAACGCCACUAUACAUGGCGCCGGAAGUAGCGAAGGGAAGAGACUAUGACUACAAAAGCGAUGUGUGGGCUUUAGGCAUCAUUUUCUAUGAACUUUGCAUGCUAGAGCAUCCAUUUUUGGAACGAAUGACAAAGGGUGGUAGCAAGGGACGUUUUCGCGUGCCACAAAUCGACUGCACACGCCAUGGAUACUCGAAGGAACUGCAGACACUCUGUGAUAUGAUGAUUCAGAUCGACGUACGGAAGCGAUGGACCCUAGAACAUAUACUGCAACUUCGCAUCGUUGAGCAUUUGCUGCAUCGUACAGGCUGA
Molecule: messenger RNA, 819 nt
Organism: Anopheles darlingi
Lineage: Eukaryota; Metazoa; Arthropoda; Insecta; Diptera; Culicidae
Product: serine/threonine-protein kinase Nek5-like
Exons: 2
Coding region: 1-819 (272 amino acids)
Biological process (GO): protein phosphorylation
Molecular function (GO): ATP binding; protein kinase activity
Source: RefSeq, a predicted model, not a curated record